This is a messenger RNA of Oikopleura dioica, 942 nucleotides long. The record is from the annotation of a GenBank genome assembly. NCBI's taxonomy places the organism in Eukaryota, Metazoa, Chordata, Appendicularia, Copelata, Oikopleuridae.
AUGGAUCCGAAUGGACUUGCUGAUCCUUACUGCAAAGUGAAACUGGUGCCCGAGACUAACUCGAAAAGCAGACGAAAGACGAAGAUUGUUCACAAGUGCUUGGAUCCUGAAUGGAAUGAGGAGCUCGUCAUUGCGUUCGAUGCAGCUCAUGAUCAGGACAAACGGCUUCACAUUGAAGUGUGGGAUUGGGACAUGACCUCGGCGAACGAUUUCAUGGGCGCAUUCUCUUUCGGGAUAUCGGAACUGCUGAAGAUAGAAGCCGACGGCUGGUACAAACUACUAUCCAAAGAAGAAUCUGAGUUCUACAAUGUUCCGAUAGAAUUAUCAGAAAAGUCACUGCAGCGAUUGAGCGAGAUCGAAGAACAACUUGAAUCAGAAAUUGAUGGCUCGACCGUCGAGAAACUAUCGAACUUCUCCGUAAGUUCUUCUACGGACAGUUCCUCCUUCACAAAGGACGAUUUCGACUUUUUGAAAGUGAUCGGCCGCGGAUCAUUUGGAAAAGUACUCCUUGCAGAGAUCAAGCAGACCAAAGAGCUAGUCGCGAUCAAAAUACUUAAAAAAGACGUUGUCGUGCAAGAUGACGAUGUCGAGUGCGUCAAGACAGAGCGCAAUGUUCUCUGUCUCAGUCAUAAACCUCCGUUUUUGACGAUUGUGCACUCGACUUUUCAAACUCUCGAGCGAUUGUUUUUUGUGAUGGAAUACGUUUCUGGGGGAGAUCUUAUGUACCAUAUUCAGCAUGAGCACAAAUUCAAGGAACCGCAAGCUUGUUUUUAUUCCGCGGAAAUUGCAUUGGCGCUAAUCUAUCUCCACUCGAAAGAAAUCAUUUACCGGGACCUCAAAUUGGACAAUGUGAUGCUUAAUGCUCAAGGACAUGUGAAAUUAACUGAUUUUGGAAUGUGUAAGGGACGAGUUGCAAAAGCAAUUCAAAAGACCCUUUUUUGA